This is a messenger RNA of Bubalus bubalis (water buffalo), 1301 nucleotides long. RefSeq names its product translation initiation factor IF-2. Lineage: Eukaryota; Metazoa; Chordata; Mammalia; Artiodactyla; Bovidae. The record is from RefSeq and is a predicted model, not a curated record. The coding region runs from base 1 to 1179 and encodes 392 amino acids. The transcript is spliced from 3 exons.
AUGUCCACAGAGCAGCCUGGCCUGCGCCCAGAUCCUCGGAUCCAACCAGAAUCCCUCUCUGACCUUGGACUCGGGCCACCGCUCCCCUCCCAGGCUAAGGAUAGUGAAGCCGGGAUCCCCACAGCCCAGCCCGCAGACUGCAGAGGCCUCGGGGUUCACGCCGGGUCAGCGGGUGGGCGGCGGGCAGCAGAGCGAGCCGCAGGACCGCAGCUCCGCCGGGGCUGGAGCAGCGGCUUCGGGGGAGAAGACUGGGACGAGGCCCGGCUACCUGCGGGCCGACACCGCCCCGGCCGCCGCAAUGGCUGCACGCCGCCACGGGGCUCCAGAAGCCCCGGCGAGACCCUGGCCACGACCCCUCAAUACCUUCGACCUCCCAGCGGGCCGCGGCAGGUGAUGCGGCAGCCAGGCAGCCGAGCCGCGCAGGUUGGUUGCUUGCCUCCGGCGACCGCGUCCCGGAACCGCCCACUCCCUCCCGGGGGCGCCCGAAGCCGGGACCCUAGGAGGAGGAAAGGCGUGCGAAGCGACGCGACCCAGAGGGUGGGACGGGAAAGGGGAGAGGCGUCCGGCUCUCCGGAGGGGCUGGCCACCGGGAGACGAGGACGACAGAGGCGGCGGGGCGGGCGGGACGCUCGCCUACCUUCCUCGCUCCCGGCCGAGGGUCCGACGCGAGCCAGCAGACCGCCUCACAUCCGGGUAUCGGGAGACACUCAGCUGCUUCUGCCGCUGCCGCUGCCGCCGCCGCCUCCUCUCCCGCGGUACAGAAACGCCAAACUUCCGGCGACGACGGCGACGCCUAGCCCGUCAGAUGGGAGUUACCUGGGACCGUCUUGGGCGCGCUUGCGCAACGCUCUUCUUCUGCCCGAACCCGCUCCGUUGACGUGCCCAGAGCCUGAAGAUGGCCGCCACGCUCGCUGCGUGUCACGCCGUUUUUCACCCCGGCCGGGACGGCGGGGCGUCGGGGAGAGGCGAGCCCGCGUCCGGCCGCAGCGCAGGCGCGGUGGGAGGCCUAGCGUGCGCGCCUCCACGGGUGGGCGCCUUGUACCCUACUGGCGGCCGCUUCCCUUGUUUCUCCACUGUCGUCUCGGAAUAAAGCCACCCACGCGCCCAGCGGUGGAGGUUUAUCUUGAAGAUCUGUUGCCAACGGUUCUUCUGUUGUUGCAGGACUGUGAGGAUGGGUAAAUGAGUCCUCUUGCCUUUGAGAAUCUGAAGAGGUGAUCGUAAGUGGAUUCUCCCCCAUGGUUCUUACUGCCCUCCUUUUUUGAAGCCAAGUCCACCCCAAUAUACCCUCUUAAGUUGCUGAA